AUGGACUCUAUGCCCACCGGCGGCCUCGGAGCCAUGCCUACUGGCAGUAUUCCCGGCAUGCAGAACAUGACCACUAUGAGCACUAUGGGGGAUAUGGACCUCACCUGCAAGAUCUCCAUGCUUUGGAACUGGUAUACUAUUGAUUCCUGCUUCCUCUCCCGUUCCUGGCACAUCCGCUCCAAAGGUGCCUUUGCCGGUGCUUGCAUCGGUGCCAUCCUUCUAGUGAUAGCCCUGGAGGCCCUCCGCCGUGCUGGCAGAGACUAUGAGUCCUUCAUUCUGCGCCGAGCUCGCCUGCGCCACAUGUACCUCUCUGGCCCGUCUUCCGGCGCCCCAGCCGGUCAGGGCGUCAAGGCAAAAUUCCAGAAGAUCAUCUCAGGUGCACAGGGUAACUCAACUGCCCACUACAACGACGGUCCAUCGGGUGAUGAUCUUAUCACGCCUGUCAAGAACAGCUCUUUGCGUCCCAAGACCUCGCACGAGAACAACGGACUGAGCCAAAAAGAUUCUAUUCCGGGUGUCGACAAAACCUCUCACAAUAUCGGUCGUGCCAAUUUUGGGCCCUACCGCCCUUCGCCCAUGGAACAACUGAUUCGAGCUUUGUUGCACAUGCUGCAAUUUGCCGUCGCGUACUUCGUGAUGCUGCUUGCUAUGUACUACAACGGAUACAUUAUCAUUUGUAUCUUUAUUGGUGCAUUCCUUGGGUCUCUAGUCUUUUCUUGGGAGCCUGUGUCGCUCAGCAGGGAAAGCGAUGCAACUACCGUCACCAAGUGCUGUGGUUAG
Messenger RNA from Penicillium longicatenatum, 780 nucleotides. Its product is annotated as high-affinity Cu transporter CTR3. Gene Ontology annotation, molecular function: copper ion transmembrane transporter activity. The record is from RefSeq and is a predicted model, not a curated record. Gene Ontology annotation, biological process: copper ion transmembrane transport. Gene Ontology annotation, cellular component: membrane. NCBI's taxonomy places the organism in Eukaryota, Fungi, Ascomycota, Eurotiomycetes, Eurotiales, Aspergillaceae. The transcript has 4 exons. The coding region runs from base 1 to 780 and encodes 259 amino acids.